AUGGAGGAUUUGAAAAAUGUUUAUAUUUCACCACUGCCGGAUUCGCCGUACGUGAAACCUUUUAGAUUCAAUUAUACUCAAAAUGGUAAAGAGAAAACCUGGGAUUUACUGGAAGUUCACGACAGCGUUGCUAUCGUAGUUUUCAAUGUAAGCAGAAAGGUUAUGAUUUUCGUCAAACAAUUUAGACCAGCAAUUUAUUACAACUGUAUCCAUCCUCAAGACCGUCAAGAAAAUGUUAUAGAUACAAACAAAUAUCCUGCCUCACUGGGUAUUGCACUGGAGAUGUGUGCUGGAAUAAUAGAUAAAAAUAAACCUGUAGAAGAAAUAGCCAAAGAGGAAGUGUUAGAAGAAUGUGGAUAUGAUGUGCCCUUAGAUAAAUUACAUAAAAUAACUUCUUACAGGUCGGGUGUGGGUGUUCAAGGAGCACUUCAGACAUUUUUCUAUUGUGAGGUUACAGAUGACAUGAAGACAGAGCAAGGUGGAGGUGUUGACGAUGAAAUAAUAGAAGUAGUGGAAAAGACUAUUCCGGAAAUAGAAGAAAUGGUCAAUUCCCCUGGACCCAUACAAAGUCCUCCGAGUUGUCUCUUCGCCUUGAUGUGGUUCUUGCAUUAUAAAGCCGAUAAGUAUAGAAAGUCGUACGGACGAUAUUGUGUGGAAUGCAAGAUCAAUAAUAAUCCGAGUUUGUUCAAU
Molecule: messenger RNA, 690 nt
Organism: Brenthis ino (lesser marbled fritillary)
Lineage: Eukaryota; Metazoa; Arthropoda; Insecta; Lepidoptera; Nymphalidae
Source: the annotation of a GenBank genome assembly